Molecule: messenger RNA, 960 nt
Organism: Chenopodium quinoa (quinoa)
Lineage: Eukaryota; Viridiplantae; Streptophyta; Magnoliopsida; Caryophyllales; Amaranthaceae
Product: trihelix transcription factor ASR3-like
Exons: 3
Coding region: 1-960 (319 amino acids)
Source: RefSeq, a predicted model, not a curated record
AUGGCAAUAGAUUCUGCAUCAAACGGAAACCAAAAUCUGGGUUUGGAAGAUGGCAGUGCUAAGGAAAUCACUGAAAACUCCCCUCACAAAGGAAGAAAGAUCAGUUCUGCAUUACUAGGUAAUGCAGAAGCAGGAUCAUCAUCGGCGUCGUCGCCGUCGUUGUUGUUUGAUAACACGGAGCCGAAGUGGGUAAUGAUAUCAUGUUACUGUAAGCAGCAAGGUGUGAAGAGGGGUCCUGCACAAUGCAGGAAGAGGUGGAGUAAUCUGAUAGGAGAUUUCAGAAAGGUGAAAAAUUGGGAGUCUAAGUUGGUAAAUAAGGCUGAUUCAUUUUGGAGUAUGAGGAAUGAUCUUAGGAAAGAGAAGAAGUUGCCUGUUUCGUUCGAUGUCGAAGUGUUUAAGGUUUUGGAAGGAAGGGAGACUGGUACUGUUUCGCCGUUGCCUUUACAGGCGGUUGCUGCUGCUGCUGCUGUUUAUGAUGAUGCUGCUGCUGAGUUUGGUUCCGAGGAGGGUGGCGAUGACGAGGAGGAUGAGAAAAUGCAGGAUGGUGGAGAGGUUUUGUCUGAUUUUAAGGAUAAAGAACAGGAGACUCUGGCAUUAACGGGGAAGUCGGAGGAUGAUAAGUUUGCUGACAAUAUGACUGAGGAACCUGUAAAGAAUUUCUGCAUUCCAGAACCGAUUUCAGAUACUCCAAAAGAAUCAAGGCCAAACUUCUCUAACUGGGAUUCACAAGGAAAGGGCAAAAGACUGCGUUUAUCUACAGAUGAAUGUACAACAAACUGCUCAGAGGCACAAAUCUUAAAAGUGUUGGAGGAAAACAACAGAUUGUUGAAUGCACAACUCGAAAGUCACAACAAAAACUGUCAACUGGAGAGAGAACAGAGGAAACAGAACAACAAUGAAUUGAUGUCUACACUUAGCAAGCUUACUGAUGUCCUGUCUAAGAUUGCUGAGAAGCUGUGA